GCUAUACUUAGAAUCAAUCACAAGCAGUAGGCUGUGACUUUACUCUGUAAUUUGAAUUCAUAAUAAAAUUUGCGUUUGGAAGUGUACGACGUGUUAUUGAAUCAGUGUCUCGAUUAUCAUCAGAAUCGGUAAUUAUUCCAAUCACGAAUCUUCCCAAUAAUCUGGAUCUGGAUUAUCACAUCUGGCGACGAGUAAGUGAAACGUUCCCACACACCGUAAAGGUAAGAAAAAAUGCUUAAAUUUGAAGCGAAAGAAUUCAAUUUAAUUUUCCACGUGUUAGCACUUCGAAAGGCGAGAGCACGUGGAAACAGGCAAAAGCCGCUGCGUUGUGCAGAAACAGAUUAUUUCCGCUGCCGUAGAGCAGGGACAGGCACCGAGCCGCUUCGAGAAACCUAGGCGUGAAGCCGCUGCGUAAGGGCAGGAAUAGGCGUGCAGCCGCUGCUAGGAAGCAGAAACACUUCCGUUGCGCAAGGCAAGGACAGGCGAGAAGCCGCUACGCAGAGUAGAAAUAGGCUCGAGCCGGAGAAAAAGCGUCACAAGCAACAUCGAAAAGCUCGAGUUUCACCGCCUACCGUGAUGGAAAACUGGAACAUCAGUCCAUUCAAAUUCCAACACCUUCCAGAUACGCAAGUCCGUAAGGAAUGGUUGCGUUGGAAAAGGAAUUUUGAAGUGAUUGUGGCGGCCAGUGAAGAGAAAAACGCUACCAAGUUAAAAAACAUAUUGUUAGCCAAGGGUGGAUUGGAGCUGCAGGAUUUGUUUUACUCGAUCGAUGGGGCGGACGUUGGAGAGGAUGCCGAAAUUGACCCGUUUAAAACGGCGAUUGGCAAGCUGGACGAACAUUUUUCACCGAAGCAGCAUGAUUCGUAUGAACGGAACGAAUUUUGCAAAAUGGUACCGGCAACAACGUCUGAUGGAACCCGUGAACCAUUGACCAAAUUUUUGAUGCGAUGCAACGAACAAGCGAAGAAAUGCGAUUUCGGUAAGACUGAAGCGGAAAGUCGGGAUUUGCGUGUCAUCGACAAAAUCAUUUACCAUGCGCCGCCGGAGUUGAGAGAAAAAUUGCUUCACGAAGAAACUCUCACACUGUCGCAAGUAUCCAGAAUUGUGAAUUCGUUCGAAUCAAUUAAGCAGCAGGUUCAUGCAAUUGCCGGAAACGAUAAUGGUGAAACAUCGGUACGGGUACCUCCGCGUUCAGAUCAGGACGUUUUUCGUGUAUCAGGAAAUGGCAAAUCAACAAGUGGUUCUUGUUAUCGAUGUGGACAGAAGAAUCAUUACGGAAAUGACCAACAGUGCCCCGCUCGGAACAAACAGUGCGAGAAAUGUCGAAAGUUUGGUCAUUUCGCUCGUGUUUGCCGUUCGAUGACGAAACGCAAGUGUAGUGUAGUGAGUAUCAUAGUAGUUAGGAUGGUAAAUUAUUAA
Molecule: messenger RNA, 1419 nt
Organism: Aedes albopictus (Asian tiger mosquito)
Lineage: Eukaryota; Metazoa; Arthropoda; Insecta; Diptera; Culicidae
Exons: 2
Coding region: 577-1419 (280 amino acids)
Molecular function (GO): nucleic acid binding; zinc ion binding
Source: RefSeq, a predicted model, not a curated record